This is a messenger RNA of Symbiodinium necroappetens, 921 nucleotides long. Lineage: Eukaryota; Dinophyceae; Suessiales; Symbiodiniaceae. The record is from the annotation of a GenBank genome assembly.
AUGUACAGAGCGUUGCGGGCUGCUGGCCAAAGUUUGCCAAAGCCCGCUGAAAUGCUGAAGGUGCCACUUCCCAGCAGUUCGCUUGAGCCUUCGACAUGCGGUCUGGUGCGAUGCCGUUUUGCCUCAGACCCGACCAGGGUAAGAGAAAACCUCUUCAAGAAGGGCCUCGCAGGCGGGGCCAGACAAAUUGGCCUCUGGACCGGCAUUCGAAGUACGCUUGUGGCAGAGAUGCUGUCCCACGUCUCUGGUAUGGACUGGUUUGUCAUCGACAUGGAGCACUCUCCCAACGAAUUGGGGGAUGUGCUGCUUCAGCUCCAGGCCUCGCAGCGAGGUGAGGCCGAGCCUGUUGUACGUGUGCCCUGGGCGGAGCCUGUGGUCGUCAAGCGGGUGCUGGACCUUGGAGCUCAGAGCCUAAUUUUCCCUUGGAUCAACACGGCAGAAGAGGCUAAAUCAGCUGUCGAGGCAACGCGCUAUCCCAGUUUGGGCGGCAUUCGCGGAGUGAUGAGCCUAGCGCGGAUGAACAACUACGGAGCGCAGAAUCCUCACUACUACAAGGAGGCCGGCCCACAGAUCUGUAACAUUAUGCAGAUUGAGACCAUGGAGGCUGUCGACAACAUCGAGGCCAUUGCAGCCGUGGACGGUGUAGAUGCGCUGUUUGUCGGUCCCAGUGACCUCUCGGCUUCAAUGGGCUUUAUUGGCCAGCCGCAGCAUCCAGAGGUGAAGCAGGUCAUUCAGCAAGCUUUUUCGCGCAUCGUGGCCAGCGGCAAGGCAGCCGGCUUCCUGACUGCCAACAAGAGCGAUGCAAAGUGGGCUUUGAAGUGUGGCUGCCAGUUCGUCGCAGUCGGAAGCGACAUGCAGAUGCUGACGGCAGCUUCGAAGGAAGCUGCUGCUGAGUUCCACGACUUUGCCAGCAAGCUCUGA